Molecule: messenger RNA, 1482 nt
Organism: Apodemus sylvaticus (European woodmouse)
Lineage: Eukaryota; Metazoa; Chordata; Mammalia; Rodentia; Muridae
Product: leukocyte elastase inhibitor A-like
Exons: 8
Coding region: 142-1380 (412 amino acids)
Biological process (GO): negative regulation of endopeptidase activity
Molecular function (GO): serine-type endopeptidase inhibitor activity
Source: RefSeq, a predicted model, not a curated record
AGUGAAGGCUGCAGCUGUCCCUGGGAGCUUCCUCCAAGAUUUCCAGCAAGUGGAGCAAGAACUGCAGCAGAGGAGCCUUCACCAUGGAGCAGCUGAGUUUAGCCAACACCCUCUUCGCCCUGGAGCUGUUCCGCACCCUGAAUGAGAGCAGCCCCACAGGAAACAUCUUCUUCUCUCCCUUCAGCAUCUCUUCUGCCUUGGCCAUGGUCUUCCUGGGGGCCAAAGGCAACACUGCAGCCCAGCUCUCUAAGUCUUCGUGAAUGGAUGUGGAAGGACGUCUGCUCCUGGUGUUCCUUAGUUCUGAGAAGGGAAUUCUGCCACCUUUGGAAGUCUAGACAGGAAUGGACUCAGCGUUUCCUAACUGACCUGCAUGGCUACUCUGCACCUGCUGCUCAGUGCUUCUCACAGGCUCUUCAUUUUGACUCUGUUGAGGACAUCCAUUCACAGUUUCAAAGCCUGAACGCUGAAGUGAGCAGGCGUGGGGCAUCUCACACUCUGAAACUUGCUAACAGACUGUAUGGAGAGAAAACCUACAAUUUCCUUCCUGACUUCUUGGCUUCAACUCAAAAACUGUACGGUGCAGACUUGUCCCCUAUGGAUUUUCAGCAUGCCUAUGAAGAUGCAAGGAAGGAGAUAAACCAGUGGGUCAAAGGUCAAACAGAAGGGAAAAUUCCAGAUCUUUUGGCUGAGGGUGUGGUGGACGAGGACACUAAACUUGUGCUAGUGAAUGCCAUCUACUUCAAGGGAAUGUGGGAGGAGAAAUUCAUGGCAGAGGAUACAACAGAUGCUCCAUUCCGACUGAACAAGAAAGACAAAAAAACCGUGAAGAUGAUGUAUCAAAAGAGUUACCUUCCAUAUGGCUACAUUCCAGACCUGAAGUGUAAGGUGCUGGAGAUGCCUUACCAGGGUAAAGAACUUAGCAUGGUCAUCCUGCUGCCUGACGACAUUGAGGACGAGUCCACAGGUCUUAAGAAGAUUGAGCAGCAAUUAACUUUGGAAAAAUUUUGUGAAUGGACCAAACAUGGGACCUUGAGAAAGAUUGAUGUCCAUGUCAAAUUGCCCAGGUUUAAGAUGGAAGAGAGCUACACGCUCAACUCCAACCUGGACCGCCUGGGAGUGCAGGAUCUCUUUAUCCCUGACUAUGCUGAUCUGUCUGGCAUGUCAGGAUCCAGAGAUCUUUUCAUGUCAACUAUUGCCCACAAGUCCUUCGUGGAAGUGAAUGAGGAGGGAACAGAGGCAGCUGCUGCCACGGGAGACAUUGUUAUUGCAUGUUCUCUGAGUCCCGAGGAAGAAUUCACAGCGGACCAUCCUUUCCUUUUCUUCAUUCGGCACAACCCCACAGCUACUGUGCUCUUCCUUGGUAGAGUUUGUUCCCCAUAGAAGGAACAAGGUACAAGGCAGAGCUUAGAGUUUCAUUCCCUGAGAUUUUAAUGGUGAUUGUUUUCAUUUGUCUUUGACAAUAAAACUACUAUCAGAAACCAA